Messenger RNA from Phytophthora nicotianae INRA-310, 2714 nucleotides. RefSeq lists its product as hypothetical. The transcript is spliced from 2 exons. The coding region runs from base 487 to 2589 and encodes 700 amino acids. The record is from RefSeq and is a predicted model, not a curated record. NCBI's taxonomy places the organism in Eukaryota, Oomycota, Peronosporomycetes, Peronosporales, Peronosporaceae.
CAAGAGUGGAGCCAGUGGUUCCUUCUGAGGACCAAUCGGCGUGUGGAAGAAGGACCGAUUCCGCCCAUCGUUGGUGCACGGGAUUGGGUUAGCCAUAAAAAAAAAUGGCCCAACUCUGGCGGACACCCGACUGGGGGCCAGUCGCCGAUUUUCGAUCGGCUCCGACACUUUCGAAGUGCUGCAAGAUUUCAUCCUCUUCGUGACUGCUACAGCCAACAAUGAACGCGGUGACGGGCCACUUUGAGCGUCGCUCUUGCCGACACUCGACGCUGUUCAUGGCCGAGUACAAACGGUACGGGCCUGAGUCAUCUGUACAUUGGGAGGAAAAGGGUCCUCAACAAUUGAGUCUGCAAAUUGUUCAUUGUUGGUUGCUGCCUCAGGACCAAUCGCACCAAGAAGACCAAGGUGCGCUAUUCUAUCCACUGCACUACCAUAUUGCAACUACCCAUCGCAACCAGUCAGUCUCACGUCCUUUUGACUUCUUAUAUGCCGUGCUGCACUCGACGAAACCAGAUCCUGCGCUGCUUCCCGCAUUGCUGUCCCGAGCAUCUCAACCGCAGCUACUGUGGAACGUCACUCUGCGUUCGCGUCAAGCUUGUCGACCCCGCAUGUCUGGACGUCCAGCAGCAGACUGAGACGACCACCGUCUCAACGAACAACCCUGCCAGCUUGUUAGUGUACGCUCACUUUGAGGAAGCCCAGACCAACUUCCUGGCCAUCAACGACGUGAUCGACUACAAUGAGGUGAGUAGCUCCAUCCAGACGGAGCAGACACCCAAGGGCACGUGGAUAGAGGGCACCGUCGUACGCGACGCCGACGUCAAUCACAGCAGCUUGUUCCAGAUCAACCCUGGUGCUCGAUGGUACUAUGAGUGGGAGAGUGCCGCCACCAAGGCGCAGCGCUUCACCAAGCACGCAUUGCGAGUGUACAUCUUCCAGCGUGUCCAGUCGCAGUUGCGUGUGGUAGGUCUGAUCUCCUCGUCCGAGUUCAUGGUCGUAUCUUAUCGUCGGGCUCCCGGUGAAGUGCGUGCCGAGCGUGAGGCAAUGGAGGCCUUGCGCACGGCUGUCGGCACUCAGCAACUUGUUCAACCGGAUGCUGAUGGACACAGCAGUAGCCGCAUUACAACCCCAUCCUAUGAGCGUAAAGCUCCACCAACUCCGCUUCGACAGAUAGCAGGCCGUGAAGAGAUGCUCUGGCAGAACCGCAAGUUGUGGGAAUGUCGACAUCCAGACAUUAUGACGUCGUCCAAGCAUCUCGCUAUCCUCUUCUACUUCCUGCGGUAUUUGAACGCAUCGUCACACGGAGCUAGUUUGGAAGUUCUAAGUGGACUUUUCAAGGACCAAGUCGAAGGUUAUCGUUCAGUAGACGGCAAGGUAUGGGAGGGGGAUAACGACACAUACCAACAGUUCUCUACACCACUAUCGUGGGCCUUUCUCGAACCCCUCAAACGAGGGGAAAGUAAGUCGCACAGGUGUGACGAUGCAGUUGAGAACGAGGAAGGAGGACAAUGUUCGUUCACACGGCUGGUAGAGGUCUGCACUAGUCUGGCCGGUUGGCUGACUCUGGACUGCGCCAACCUGGAAAUUUAUCGUCGCAUCCUCCGAUCCUACAGCCCAGCGCUCUUAGAUAAAGAUCGAGUGCGUGCUGGAUACGUGGAGGCAGUCGAGAUGAUGUGUAAGCUAGUUGAUCGCUUCACUGGCUGGAACAAGGACUCGUCCACUUCGUCAUCCACAUCUCUGUCUCUUUUGAGCGAAGAGAUCAUGAUGGCCGUGUUCAAGUACGACCACCUCAAGACGCUGCGACGUGUGCUGAUGGAUGUCCUCUCGUCGAACUCAAUGUUUGGUAUGCACGAGUUUGUGGCUCAACUUCGAACUCAGUAUGUACUAGAGCAGAUGUCCGCAGUACCAAGUCGCACCGUGUUGGCGUGGCUAGAUGGAAGAUACGCUUCAGUAUUUGAUGGAUCAUGGGUUUUCAACGGACAUCGAUCUCUUGUCACACCGAUUCGAGGCUCAGCAGCUACUGAUGUCUCGUUAGGGUGUCUACUAACAUUCAUGCGUGAGCUCGCUCGAAUCAGCAUUCGCCCAGUGGAUGGGCAAUCGCUGGAGAUAUACUCCGACUGGAACCUCGGCAAUAUCUGCGCUAGAAAGAAUAAGCGGGUAGCUAGCAGCCACUCAGGCAUGAGGUUGGUGCUGGAUGGCAGACAACGAAGCUUCAGCAAAUUCCUAAGCGGGAUCUCUAGCUCCAUUCCUCUUGGUGGGUAUAACUACGGAGACUACCGUGGUAAGCUUACCUCUCCGAGUAGCUUCGUGGUUGAAAUGAGCUCGUGGCCAGUGGAUAGCAACAGAAUGCAACCAGCUUUCCGAUGGAAGUUGCAGGUUGACUUGGAACCAGACAGCCACGUUCAAAAUCGCGAGGGCAAUUUAAGACACCUCCUUGUGAACGGUAUCGUCGAGGAGGGUUUCUGGAGAAUGGAUAGCAACAACCAAGACCAGGAUUCCCAAGCAACGCCAUUUAAACUAAAGUAUGCGUCUGUGGAGGCGUGGUAUCCGGUGUACGAGAUCGUAGGUGUUUACGACCGAAUAGGAUAAGCAUGAAAAAGUGGUAGUGUUUUUAUUAGUAAACAGUGGGCCACUGGCCUCGCCGAAUGCUUGUUGCUCAGUUUCUCUGCUUCAUUGAUGACUGGAAAAUAUAAUCAAUAGUCUUGUUUCCGUAA